Molecule: messenger RNA, 3273 nt
Organism: Daucus carota subsp. sativus
Lineage: Eukaryota; Viridiplantae; Streptophyta; Magnoliopsida; Apiales; Apiaceae
Product: DUF724 domain-containing protein 3
Exons: 9
Coding region: 79-2961 (960 amino acids)
Source: RefSeq, a predicted model, not a curated record
AAUUAAAAGUGAAAAAAAUUAGAGAGAAAUAACCCCUAGGGUUUAGCUUGUGCAACAAAUGCUCUAAAAACAAGGGCAAUGGGUAUAGAUAGCUCUUCUAAAUUCACAAAAAACGCUCGUGUGGAAGUCACAUCUGAGGAAGAGGGCUUCACUGGUGCUUGGUAUCUUGCAAAAAUUAUCGACCCUUUUCCGAGGAAGAGGCCUAAUCAAUUUUAUGUCCAGUAUGAAACUCUUUUGGAUGAGAAUUCUGCGAAACCCUUGAAGGAAUUUGUGAAUUGUAGCCUUGUGAGGCCUAUUCCCCCUCAAGAAAUUCAAAAGAUUCAAUCUUUUCAGCUUGAUGAUGCUGUGGAUGCUUUUUACAAAGAUGGGUGGUGGACUGGUGUGAUUACUAAUGUGUUUGAGGGGAAUUCGAGAUUUGAGGUCACGUUUUCAAACCCCCCGGAUUUGAUUGUGUUUCCAGCUGGGGAUUUACGGCUUCAUCGCGAUUGGAUUAAUGGGAAAUGGACCCGGCCUAAAAAAAAUCAGAGAAUAACAGGGCUGCUAUUUAGCAUUGGAAAAAAGGUAGAAGUGUCUUUUUCAAGAGUAGAGCAUAGUGAAGUUUGGUUCCCGGCAAUUGUACAAGAAGACACAGGAAACGGCUCUUUCUUGGUAGAGUAUCAGUGCCUCGGGAAGAAUGGUGAACCUGAGUCUCUGAAAGUGGUAGUUGAUUCUCUUCAUAUUCGGCCUUCUCCUCCUCAGUUGAAGGGGAAAAAUUAUGAUCUGUUAGAGAAGGUGGACGCGUACAUUGAGUUUGGUUGGUGGAGUGGAGUGUUAACUAAAGAACUUCCUGAUAAUAAGUAUCUUGUUUUCUUUAACAAAAUGAAGAAAGAGAGGUUACUUGGUCAGUCAGAAAUAAGACCGCACAUGGAGUGGAAAGAGGGAAAUUGGUUUAGUACAUCCCAGGAUAUCUCUACCACCCUGGAUUAUCAAGGACUGGCAAAGAGUGAUAACCUAAAUGUCCAUCAGACUGAAGCGAGAACUGCUGAUUUUUUAAAUUCGCUGGACAUUAGAACGGAGUGGGUCACUCCUUCCAAGGAGAUGGAACAUUCAAAUAAUUCCAAUCUCCCAAUUCUCCCAAAAGAUCGUUUGUAUUCAUCUUUGGUAAAAGCUUCAGGUGAUGACAUACAUUUAAUUUCUAAUUCAACCAAUGGUGGUGCUAGAACCAGUAACAUAGAGCAGUCCAAAUUUAAUCUGCCAUCAGAGAAUUUCUCGCGAGGAAAGAGAGCUAGGACUAAACGUCACAAGGUUGAUGAACCUGAGUACCAUGCUCCACAGCAUUCAAAAAGAAGCGUUGGGAGGCCACCAAAAUCACGGAUUGGUAAGCCACUAACUCUGGCUGGAGAUAAAGGAUUUGAUGAACUAGAACAUUAUACAUCAGAACAAUUAGGGAGGAACAGCAAAGUGCUGCCAAUAGCUCUAAUAAGCAAUCCAGAAACACAAGGAGAUAAAAACGGUUAUGCUGUUAAUUGUACUGAAGAAAAUUUUGUUCAGAAAGACUCUGUUACAGAAGUUCCAAUCACUCGUAAUCCAGAGAAAGAAGUAAUAGAAGGCAGCCAGGCUGAAAUCCUUUCUCACCCUGCUGAAGUCGUGCUAGAUCUUUCUGGAGGCGAGCAUCUAGUUCAUAAUCCACCAGUAGAGGGAAUCAAGGAGGCUGAUCAACUUGAACGACAGGUAGAGAGCACUGGGAAAAGGAAAAGGGGAAGACCACCCAAGUUGCAAAAGAGUCUGGAAGUUGGUCAGCUGAAUGGAGGCAAGAACUUGGCAAAAGGCCCUGAAGUUGCAAUGCCGAAUGGAGGUGUUACUGCUCAAAACAGGUCUUUGGGAGAAGUUGUAUUUCCGGUUGUGGUAGGACUGAAGGCAAAAAAGGUGGACGGUUCUGUGAACAGUAAGGAAAUGAUUGGAGUUGAUAAAAAGAUCUUAAAUGGUUUAGUAGAUAAAAAAAGUAAAUCGAGCAGCAAGACUGAAGUUUAUCCUGCAAAAAAAGAUAAACUUCAAAGCAAAAAAGGUAUUCAGGUUUCAGUUGGAAAACAAGCAAGAGAUUCUUCAAAAAGAGGAAGGAGAACACCAAUCAUAGAUGCUGAAUCUCCAAAUCAAGAUUCCGAAGACUUAAGUGCUAAAAUCGUGACAGAGGUUGAUGGAAAGGGUAGUUCAGUGAAAGAAGCAGAAACGUCCACUGUCCGGUCGUCUUUACAUAUGUCUGAUGAUCAACCUCUUCGCAUGUGGUUGGACUGUCCAAAGACUGCUGAUGCCACUAGUGUCUCACAGGGUAGGAAUGUUGAGAAGCAAUGUAUUACAAAUUUUAGUAAAGAUAUUGUUGUCCUACCCUCUCAGUGUGAUGAUCAGAAUUGGCCAUUUGCUAAGACCAACUACUCUCUGUGGAACUCCCUCGAAAGUGAAGAGGCGUUUCGCCUGGUGCCACAGACUCCACACUUUCAGUCUUUGUUCUCACAAAGAGAGAGUUCUCGUGAAGGUGCUGCAAUAGCUUCAAUGGUUAACUUCUCCAAUGUGUUUAAAAUGGCAUCCAACUUGCAACCUGAUUGCCCUAGAAACACUAUAGAGGAUGCUCUGGAAACUCUUCUUGAUCUGGAAAAUGAUGGGUUUAUGGUCAAUGUGGUACGGGAUCGUUUCUUGCAGUUGCUAUCAGCCAAGGACAAGGUUGAAGGAUUUGUGGCCAAGGCAAAGGAAACUACCGAUCAAAUCGAGGAAAUAGACCAUGAUCAGUCAAUGAUCGACUUAAACAUUAAAGAUAUACAGAAUCGCAUACGUUUGCUGCAAGAAGAGUGUGCCUUGGCUUUGUCAAAAAAGGCAGAACAAUAUUCAACGAUUGCUCAUUUGAAAUCAAAAGUCAGUGGCCUUAAUGAUAGCAUCAGGAAUGCUGAACUUGAGUUUACUGCCCUGGUAGCUACCCCUUGGCAAGUGUGAUGAUAUUUCACUAUUUUAGUGACUUGUAGAAAGUAGGCAAGUUCAAAUGGAAUUUCAUAAGACCUACGUGUCAUUCCAUAAACAGGAUGAAAAUCCAAAAUGAUGACAGCUGGUUAAUAUGGUACUUUAGUCUCUCCCGGUAGACCUAUGGGCUGGGAUCUCACUUGGUGUUUUUUUUCUUUCUUUUUUCCGGUUCUCGUUGUACCCUCUUAUCCUCGGCUUAUCUCUUCCUUAUCUUUUAGUUUGUCGUGGUGACUUCAGUAGAUAGAGUAUAAGCCUGUACUGUUAUUUAAUGAAUGUGCCUUGUUUACA